Hippocampus comes (tiger tail seahorse) is the source of this 1734-nucleotide messenger RNA. RefSeq names its product sperm associated antigen 16 (gene spag16). Gene Ontology annotation, molecular function: protein binding. Lineage: Eukaryota; Metazoa; Chordata; Actinopteri; Syngnathiformes; Syngnathidae. Gene Ontology annotation, biological process: axoneme assembly. Bases 17 to 1636 code for a protein of 539 amino acids. The transcript has 3 exons. Gene Ontology annotation, cellular component: axonemal central apparatus. The record is from RefSeq and is a predicted model, not a curated record.
UUCAGAGGUGAACUUUAUGGAGACGACGAAGAUGUCUGUUGCCUCCACUUCCGCUCCUCUUUUUGGAACCUUCAAAGAAGAACACACCAACAUCCCAGAGGCGGUCGACGACUUUAUCAGGAACUUCCUGCAGAAAAUUGGCCUGAGCCGGACUCUGGACUGUUUUGAGGUCGAGUGGUACAGCUCAGCUCAGAAACUCCUGACAGAGCCCUUGUUGACAGCUCCCCCACCACCGGGCGCCCUUGUCAUCCCCGAUGCCCUCACGCACAAACAACUCCUUCAGUCUGAACUGCAGAAGGUCUACACAGAGACGAACCAUUUCAAAGAGGAGGUGCUGUCUGCGGGGGACAGCCUCGUGAGGCUGCAGAGGGACCGAGAUCUGCACCGGCUGCACUGCCAGAAACUCGUCGCUGACAAAAGCCGUCUGAUGGAGGACAUUAAGCGGCUGAAGAAACGCCUGGCGGCCUAUGAGCCGGCGCUGAGGCAGCUGGAUGACAAAUAUGAGGCAGCCCUGAGACAGAAGAUGCUUCUCGGUUUGGAAAGUGAACGGAUACAGAACAACCUGAACGCCGGUCUGCUUCUGGACAAAACCCGAACCAAGAUGGAGAGACGCACCAAGAAGAGCAGCGCCCAACUGCCAACCCUCCCCAGACACCCAAAGGACACCGAGUUUCCCGUCUGCAGCAGGCCAGUGAACCUUCAGCGCGCUCAGGGAAAUCCCGGAGAACAGAAAAGCCUGAAUUCAUUCAAUCUGUUCUAUUCCAUCAAAGCCCACGCUCUUCCCAUUAGCUGCAUCAGCCAACUUCCCGGGAAAAAAAUCCUCGCCAGUGCCAGUGAUGACUGCAGUUGGAGGCUGUGGGCACUGCCAGCCAGCAGGGAGAAGGUGGGCCAGAUGGUCCUGACAGGUGAAGGUCACUCCGAUUGGCUGUCCAGCUGCAGUUUUCACCCAGAAGGAACGAAACUGGCAACAACCAGUGGAGACACCACAGUUAAGCUCUGGGAUUUGUUUUGCGGACGUUGUGUGUUGACAUUCUCCGGUCAUAGCCAACCCACCUGGGGGUGCUCCUUCCAUUCGUGCGGUCACUUCCUGGCAUCCUGCUCCUCCGAUAAAACCGCCAAACUGUGGGACCUGAAUAGCCAGCGCUGCCGGCUGACAAUGCGUCGCCACACCGCCUCCGUCAACAGCGUCUGCUUCCAGUCCUUCUCCAACACUCUCCUCACUUGUUCGGCAGAUAAAACUCUCGCCCUGUGGGACAUCAGACUCGGAGUGUGCACCGCAUCCUUCGUCGGACACCAGCAUCCCUGCAAUCACGCCACCUUGGGCCUUGGCGAGGAAGUUGUCGCUUCCUGCGACACCCGCGGCAUCGUCAACCUGUGGGACAUCCGGAGGCCCGCCUCGCCCCUUCGCACGAUCGACGCCGGGCCCCUGAGUGCCAAUCAGGUGGCGUUCAAUCCAUCGAGGAAGAUGCUGGCAAUCGCAAGCAGCGAUAGUUUGGUUAGACUGGUGGAUGUGGAUUCAUGCAAAGUCAGCAGCCUGUCCGGACAAAGGGACAGUGUGCAGAGCGUCACCUUUGACCACACGGGAAAAACGGUCAUGUCUGCAGGGAGUAAUGGGCUCAUUAACGUAUGGAUGUAAGACAGUCAAGGGGAACAGGACGUUGUGCUGAUCAAAAUCAAGUUUCGCAUAAUACUGGGCAGUCAAAUGCUAUUUGAUGGAUUUUAACCUCCAAUUAU